Molecule: messenger RNA, 969 nt
Organism: Kwoniella botswanensis
Lineage: Eukaryota; Fungi; Basidiomycota; Tremellomycetes; Tremellales; Cryptococcaceae
Product: methionine aminopeptidase, type I
Exons: 7
Coding region: 1-969 (322 amino acids)
Biological process (GO): proteolysis
Cellular component (GO): mitochondrion
Molecular function (GO): metalloaminopeptidase activity
Source: RefSeq, a predicted model, not a curated record
AUGAUAAGACCCUCCCUUACCCUCCUCAACAAAUUCCCAUACACCCCCGGCCCAUCAAAAUACGGUAUCUACCCGCUCCUUCCUCCUUCGUUCGCUAUGACCUCUUAUCCACCUGUUAGACCCGUGCCCAACUCAAUACCUAGACCAGAGUAUGUACCGAGCAACUUCUUCACUGCUGAUUGGGGAGAGCACGAUAAUGUCGAGAUGGACGAGGCGGAGGUGGAACAGAUAGAGCUUGGUGGGGAAGGUGAGAUGAGGGUUAGGGAAGUUGCUGGCUUGGCUAGAGAGGUAUUGAGGGAGGUUGGCAAGCUGAUAAGGCCGGGAACAACGACCAACGAACUGGACAAAGCCGUGCACGAUCUGAUAGUCUCGAAAGGCGCUUAUCCUAGUCCAUUGGGAUAUUCAAGUUAUCCAAGGAGCUGUACCACUUCGAUCAAUAAUGUGAUAGCUCAUGGAAUACCGGAUGAUCGUCCACUACAUCCGGAAGACAUAAUCAACAUCGAUCUAACCCUGUUCUAUAAAGGGUAUCACGGCGAUACGUCAGCAACGUUCCUUCUGCCCGAAGUGGACAAACAAGGUACAGAUCUGGUUGAAGCUACGAAAGAAGCUUUGGAAGUGGGUAUAAAAGCUUGUAAUCCUGGAAGGAGAUAUAAAGAUAUCGGGAAAGAGAUCGAGGAUUUCGCAAAAAGUCAUGGGUUUUCGGUGAAUGGACAGUUUUCAGGACAUGGGAUAGGUAAUGUCUUUCAUAGACCACCAUGGAUAUUCCACUGUCGUAACGAUGAACCUGGAGAGAUGGUACCUGGAGAUUGUUUUACGAUAGAACCCUGCCUCGUUCAAGGCCGAAACUCAAGAGGGAAAUUAUGGGAUGACGGUUGGACGAUGGUCACUGAGAGCGGUGCCAGAUCUGCUCAAUUUGAACAUCAAGUGCUGGUAACGGAAGAUGGAGUAGACGUCCUGACUCGUAUAUGA